Rhipicephalus microplus (southern cattle tick) is the source of this 991-nucleotide messenger RNA. Its product is annotated as maleylacetoacetate isomerase. Gene Ontology annotation, cellular component: mitochondrion; cytoplasm. Lineage: Eukaryota; Metazoa; Arthropoda; Arachnida; Ixodida; Ixodidae. The record is from RefSeq and is a predicted model, not a curated record. Gene Ontology annotation, biological process: L-phenylalanine catabolic process; glutathione metabolic process. Gene Ontology annotation, molecular function: maleylacetoacetate isomerase activity; glutathione transferase activity.
CUUGGCAGUAGCUGUGAAAGAGGCCCGAGGACAGAUCAGUUUUCUCCUCUUGAUUAGCGCCGCUCGCGUCCCGCGCUUUCUCUUCUCCAAAGCCGGUCCACGUCGCGGUGCCAUAACAAGCGGAAAAGGCGGUCGUGAAGUUGUUGCGCGCUCGGCUUGAUACAGCGAUGACUUCAAAGCCGGUCCUCUACUCCUAUUUCAGGAGCUCAUGUGCCUACAGAGUUCGCAUCGCCCUGGCAUGGAAAAACGUUGACUACGAGUACAAAGCCGUCAACCUUAUCAAGGAUGGCGGCGAGCAGCACUCUGCAGAAUAUAUGAAGGUGAACCCCAUGGAGCAAGUGCCAGCCCUGGUUCACAAUGGCGAGACAUUCACGCAGUCUCUGGCCAUCAUUGAGUACCUCGAGGAGAAGUUCCCCGAGCCAAGACUGCUACCCAGAGACCCAGCACAACGGGCUAAGGUGCGAGCAAUAGCCGAAAUAAUUGCAUCCGGUAUUCAGCCUCAGCAGAAUCUCAACGUUCUGCUACGACUGGACGAGUCCAAAAGGACUGAGUGGGCCGUCCACUUUAUUACCAAAGGCUUCAAGGCUCUGGAAGCCACUGUUUCCAAGACGGCCGGCAAAUACUGCGUUGGAGACGAAGUGACCAUCGCGGACGCCUGCCUUGUGCCCCAGGUGUACAAUGCGAACCGAUUCAAGAUCGACAUGAGCCAGUUUCCAACGCUGUCCCGAGUCAGCACUGCCCUGGAGAGCCUGCCCGCUUUCAAAGCGGCCCAUCCAUCUUGUCAGCCAGACACGCCUCCGGAAUUGCGAGAAGCGAACUAAAUGAACGGAAAAUAUCCCAAAUUUCAACUGUGCCUUCAAGUGUUGUCUGCCAGCUUUGUCUUGAGUAUUAGCAUUCUUUAUUUUUCUACCUACAGAUGUAAUUUUUUGUCGUUAUGCAACUGUUCUGGGCAUUUUGUGAGUGAUUAAAAGCAUAAAUGUAUAUUUUUCAA